UUUUAUAAAGUGGCUAGUAGGUACCUACCUAUUGUCAGAAUUAUAGUAUGUUAUUUUCUAAGUAUCGUAAGUUGAUUGUGUUGUAAAAUAGUGUUAUAAAAUAAUUGUUUCAAACAGUUAUUGCAGUGUAUCUUUAAGUUUAUAUGGUGACUAGCAUGUAACUAUUAACCCAAAUCGAAACGAAAGGAUAUCGUUUUGUAAAAGUUAACAUGGAGGUGUCACAUUCUUUGACUCUGAAUGAGGCGGCUCUUCAGCAACUUCCCGACGAUAAGAAACCGCACUUCAUUUUUGAAUGGCUUCGGUUCCUGGACAAAGUUCUUGUAGCUGCCCAUAAGUCUGAUCUCAAAAACUGCCAGCAAAAGCUUGUCGCUCAGCUCGUUAAUCUUUUCCGUGAGAAUCUCGGAGUGCCAGCCAGGAGGCUGCUCGCGAGAUGUUUGGCCACACUCUUCUCCGUCGGUGACACAUUCCUGUUGUUUGAAACAGUCAAUAAGUGCAAUGACAUCAUAAAAGUUAAGGAUGACUCUCCAUCGUACCUGCCAACUAGACUGGCUGCUAUAUGCUGUCUGGGCAGCAUGUAUGAAAAGUUGGGCAGGAUGAUGGGACGUUCAUACGAAGAAACUGUCACCACUCUAGUGAGGUCCAUGAAAAGUGCUGAGUCUCAGACCAGGCUGGAGAUCAUGAUUACGCUGGACAAGAUCUGUGUGGGUAUGGGCACAGCAGCAGGCUCCGCCCUCCGUGAGGUGUCUCGUGCCGCUCGUUCCUCGGUCCAACACGAGAGGGCGCCAGUUGUACGAGCGGCAGCAGCAACAGCAUUGAAACACGUACUGCCGCUGAUGAGACUCACUCCCGCUGAUGUUGACGCCAUUGCCGCUGCUUGUCUAAGAGCGGCACAGACUGCUGAUUAUGCUUUGAGAUGCUCUGUAGCAGAUCUCCUAGGAGCUUUGGUAGCAGCCACUCAGGCCGGAGAAACAAAUUCUAUCAACACCAAAACUAAAAUAGGGAUGCAAUCUGUUCACCAAAACAAGAAAGACCCGCCUAAGAAUGUCAUAUCACUGGACGAGGUUUUAAAUCUCCUAAUGGGUGCCUUCCUACGAGGAGGCACCUCCUUCCUUAAGGGUGAGAUCAUCAAGUCUGGCUCCGCUGUCAACAGGGAAGUCCGUGUUUGUGUUACGCAUGCAUACGUGAUCUUUGUUCAGAACAUGGGAGGUGUUUGGUUAGAGCGGAAUUUGACAACUUUCUUGAGCCACGUGUUAGACCUGGUCGCAAACCCUAAGGCGGCCAGUUCUCACGUGGAUGCUGUGUACUCCAGAAAAUGUAUCAAUUAUAUAUUAAAGAACACUCUGGGAAAGAUGCUCGGAGAGAAAGCCCAAGCGUCCGCUUGUCGGGAAAUAAUACAGAUUAUAGCAAAGCAGAUGAACAGUAUCGACUUCAACCCGGAAAAUGCUAAGGAUUGUAACCAGGAGACGCUGUUCAGUCAACAUCUGUUAGUGUGUGCGUUGACGCAGGCAGGCUCAUUGUGUUUGGCUCUGGGCACAGCGUUACAUAACCUCGUAUCUGACCCAGGCUUGCACCUCAUAGACACCAUAUUCUCGGUGUUGGAACACCCGUGUGUAGCUGCGAGGCUGGCGGCGGCGUCGUGCGCGAGGUCGCUGGGGCGCGCUCACCCGGCGCUGUUGACGCCGCUGUUGGACAGGUGUGCUGACGCCUUGGACGUGCCCAGACCUACACCGCAUAGGAUAUCCGGUUAUUCCGCCGCGUACGCUGCCAUCCUGGGUGCCGUUCAAUGGUCACCGCUCGGUGUGCCUCACGGUCGCGGUAAGGUCGCCUUCAACGCGGCUGAACAACUACUAAGGUCGGCUGGGCAGAGCAGCCGGCUAACGGCCGCUAGAACUAACGCCGGGUGGCUUAUAGUCGGUGCUAUAUGUACCCUGGGAGUUCCUGUUGUGCGUGGUCUUCUUCCGCGGAUGUUGUUACUGUGGAGGAACAGUUUCCCUCGAUCAGCCAAAGAACUGGAGUCGGAAAAAGCCAGAGGCGAUGCGUUUACUUGGCAGGUAACUCUGGAAGGUCGUGCUGGUGCGUUGUCUGCUCUACAUAGUUUGUUAAUACACUGUCCGUCACUCGUAAACAAUGAGGACACCGCCAAACGCCUCGCACAGCCGAUAGAUGGCGCUAUUGCUGUCUUGACCAACGUGGGUCAGGUUGUGCGUAACUAUGGGGGGUCACUGAAAGCCCCCGCUGCCCUGCUCCGUCUGCGUCUAUACCAGGCGUGUGCUGCGCUGGGGUCGUUGUCAGCCCCCGCGGCUCCCCUACUAAGGUUAUUGGCUGCCGAGCUGGCCGGCUCCGCUGACCCCGGAGGCGCUAUCGUCGCAACUGGUAUGUUAAGAAAUGCGAUGCAUCCUCGCGAUACGAUCCUACUGGGUGAAGAAGCUUGGAUAUAUGAGACUGAUCACGCUGACAUAGAAGAACAGCUGAUAUCUCCGCUAAGUGCGAGUGGAUCGGGUGCUCUUGAGCACGAUCCUUGUCGCCUGUACCGCGACGCCAGCGGCGCUCAGCCUCUGGGCGUCGCUGUCAUAGACGCAUCCGUGGCACUAUUCCCGGCCGUGUUCGCACGAGCCGCUAACAAACACAGACAACAAAUGCUCGAACACUUCGUUGAAUGCAUCAAAAUGUCGAAAGGAACCCGUCAGGAGGCCAUACAAAUUAAUGUUUACACAGCGCUGUUGUUGGCGCUGAGGACGCUGGGAGAGCUGAAGAGCUCACUGGGACAGGACGCUGUCAAGAAUACCGCUACCGAACUCAUCAUAGCAGGGUUGUCAGCGAGCAGCACAUCGGUUCGUGCUGCUGCAGCGUCAUGCGCCGGAAGGCUCUGUGGGUGUAUCACCGAGUCUGAGACGCAGGCACUGAGCGAACGCGUGAUAGCCCUCGCUAGGACGUCUCCUAAUAGAUCGGUCCGUGCAGCCGCUGCAGCCGCCGUCGGAACUGUGCAGCGGGCGAGAGGCGCUGCGUCAAGCGCUGCAGCGCUGCCAGUGCUAAGAGCCCUGGCCCAGGAUACAGCUGCGGUGGAAGUGCAGGUGUGGUCGCUUCACGCGCUGUCCGUGUUAAUAGACGCUUCGGGUCCGAUGUUCCGGAGUCAUGUUGAGUCAACUCUGAACCUGGUUUUGAAACUAUUGUUCAGCGCUCCGCCCAGUCAGGACGACCUGCACAGAAGUAUCGGCAGACUCCUCGCAGCCCUCAUCACAGUUGUUGGACCGGAGCUACAGUCAUGCGGGCAUAGCGCUGUGGGUCGCUUCACGUGCGCGUGCGCAGCGCUGCGGGAGGGGGGCGGUGCUGGCAGCGCUGCCGACGCCAUCGGAGGCCUGCAGCAACUACAUCUGUUCGCCCCUGGACACGCUAACCUACGGACUCUCGUUCCGCAGCUGUGUCGCGACUUAUCCAAUCCCGAGCUGUCUGUACGCCGAGCAGCACUGUGCUGUUUGCGGCAGCUGUCCCAGAAGGAUGCCGCUGAUGUGUGCAAGUACGCGCUACUCGCUAAGGACCACGUGCCCACUAAACCUUACUGCGGGGUUGUGAUAACAGACACAGGUCUGCCAGGUGCAUUGUUUGCAUUCCUUGAUAUGGAGCGUGACGAAAUGGCGAUAUCAUACGCCAAGGAUACGUUGACCUGUUGCCUGUUGGCCGCCGCCGCCAAUAAGUCGGUCAAGGAUUGGCUACUUUUGGCCAAACGAGUGCUAACUGUUAAAUUGGAGGAUAGCAACAACCCUGACACGGAGCUGGAAGACGACGAUGAUCAGGCGGAGUUCCACGCUGAGAGUGAACAGGCGACGCACCCGGCAGUGCAGCCGCGGUGGCCUACAAGGGUGUUUGCCAUGGAAUGUAUCCAGAAGGUAAUGGGGGCGUGCGAGGCUACUGGAGAGAGCGCACACUUUGAUCUCGUGAAGGCAAAAGAGAAAUUACAAGAGGAUCCGAACGCUGACUACCUCUCGUUGCAUCUCUCCGACCUCGUGCGGAUGUCGUUCGUUGGGGCGACUGGUGAAUCUGAUGCUCUCAGGCUGUGCGGACUGAACACGCUGCAACUCAUCAUACAACAGUACGCGAGGGCACCGGAACCGGAUUUCCCCGGACAUCUACUUCUGGAACAGUACCAGGCACAGGUGGGCGCGGCGGUGCGGCCCGCGUUCGCCGGAGACACGGCGUCUCACGUGACGGCGGCGGCCUGCGACGUCUGCUCCGCGUGGAUCGGCUGCGGCGUCGCCAGAGACAUUAACGACCUGCGCAGGGUGCACCAACUGCUGGUGUCAAGUCUGGAUAAAUUAAAUAAAAAAGGCAACACCACACUCAUUUACAACGAGAGUAUGGCAACAUUGGAGAAAUUGUCCAUUCUUAAAGCAUGGGCUGAGGUGUAUAUAGUGGCCAUGGUCAGCAACGACAGCGCCCCGGGAAGCUACGUCAAACAGCUGGAUACUAAGCCGGUGAAUAACAAGGCGGAGAUAGCGAAAUGGCGGAACAGAGUGCACGAGAGUAACAAUCAAACAGACAACACGGCCCAGGAGACUGAGGACGACGAUUACGGAGAGUUUGAGUCGAAGGGGGAGAGCUUGCUCAAACUGGUUGAACCGGAACUGGAGAGCUUAGGGGAGAAUUGGCUCGCUGCCUUGAAGGACCACGCGCUACUGAGUCUACCACCGGAGUUCGCGUCCCAACUGCCGCAUGGUGGAGGUGCCUUCUACUCCAUGGAGACGGCGGAGGCGUCCCGGGCUCACUACGGCCGCGCCUGGCCCGCGCUGCUAUACGCUGCCGCGCUACGCUAUAAUGCUGAUAUAACGACUGGCGUCCAUACUGAGAAAACGGACAACAAAGUAGACAACAGGUCGAGCAAGACGGAAAAUGGAAACUUUGAAUUUUUCGAACCGGCUGAUGAAAAAUUCCAUCUACUAUUUGGUAUCUGUAUGGAGGCUCUGUGCGCUCAGCGCGAUAUGACGGUGGAAAAUACAAUAACAGUCCUACUUUCUCUGGUGACUUUACUUGACGCUCCUGAGAACAGAGCAAGGCUCAUGAAAGAUAGAGCGUUGGCCAUCGAGGUGUGUCAGAUCAUUCACCGAGCUGGUCUAACACAGGAGAGCAUCGAGGCGCUGUUGUUGUGUGCUGAUGUACUGGAACUAGUGAUAACAGCCGCCAAGGAUCACCUGAGAGCUGCCAUCGCUGAUAAGACAGCUGAACUAGCCCCGGAUGCAACGCCUGAUAGCAUGCCAGAAUCUGUGUUGGAGGUUGUGCAUACGCUGGGGGAGGGCGGGCCAACAGGGGAUCUACCGCCGGGGAAGUCCCUGGUGUUCGCUUGUUUGGAAGUCUGUUUGUGUCUAUUGGUGCGGAGGCUGCCGGCUUUGAGUCCCCUCAAGCAGGAGGGGAGGGUGGGGGUGAUUGGAGUCAGGAAGGGUCUAGGGGUACACGGAGAUACACUGCUGAUAAAAAGCCUGGCCUCCAUGUCACAAUUGACCACACUGACUAGUCCUCAAGGAGCCUUAUCAAUUCUGCCCACCAUUUUGUACCUGUCCACGGAGGUGAUCCGCUCUCUGCAGAGCAGUCCCGCUCUGUGUGAGGCGGGGGUGCUGCUGCUGCAGCUGGCGGCGGACUGCAGCACGCCCGUGACGUCACAGGUGCGGCAACAGCACGCACUGCUGCUGCGAGCCACACUCGCUAAUAUAUUGGAACGUGUUAAGACAGAGGAUCCCGAACAACGUAUAGACAGUGUAACGGGGGCGCGGGCGAUGGCGGCGAUAGUGGCGAGGGCGGAGCCCGACCCCCCGCUCCACUACCCCUGUAUAAACCACUUCCGGCAGUGUCUCGACACCAAGGACCCAGAGGUGUUCUCGUCCGUGUGUUCCAUCCUCCGCCUCAUCUGGUGUCGCUCGUGCCCUCCCCGCUCCGUAUCGUGGUGGGCGCGGUCUCUGGCGGGGAGGGUGGUGGGUUUCGCGGCUGGAGCCCGCCACGCCGCGGACGCGGGCGAAGCGCGGGCCGCGGUGGCCGCCGUCGGAGCCCUAGACGACCUCGUGGACGCCGCGCCCGACGCUGCCAGGAUCCAAAUGUUGUGGAUCUUGGUCCCUAUAGUGACGUCAUACCUCCGUGAACCCCCUGAGCUCGAGAAGGCGCCUCACUUGAAGAUUCUACACGAUUUCGCUCUUCAGUGGCUCAUGAGAGUUGGACCGAAACAUCCGCAGGAGUUCAAGAGUAUGUUGUCUCAGUCACCCGAGCUUCGGUCCAAGUUGGAAGCCGCCGUGAAAGCCCGCGCUCCGCCGCGUGUCCACACACACACGAACAGACAACAAACGCCGCAUGCGCCCACUAUACAGCUCAGGACAGAUUUUAGUGACUUCAGAUAAAUGGGGAACAAAUGUCAUAGUGUUAAGGUCGCUUAAAGUGAAUAUCCGCGGAUACAGAUAUAAAAUAAUCACAUUCUACAUGCUAUCAUGUUCAUUGCCAACUUAUUACUAAUGUAUAUUUUUUUUAUAAUAUUUGAAAGCAAUUGGUAAGAAGAUAGGCAAAAAUGCAAUGGAUACAAACCUUGUUUUGCGGUUUGUUAUCCGCACAUCACUACUGACAAUAAAACAAUACGUCACACUGAGACCGAUCACAGUUGACAGUCCAAAAUAAUUUGUUUGUCAGAUAAGCAUAUAUAUUUUUUUAUUUAAAAUGUUUUAUUUUAAUUCGUGCGGCAUAAGUUGUCUUUAUCUAUAUUUGUUUAUUAAAGAAAAACGCUGGUGACAUCAAACGUCAGAAUAUCUAUCGCAAAUGUCACUGUCAUAUAAACGUCAAUCAAGUUUGGCAUUGUUUAAAUGGAAAUUAUUACGUAAGAUUCACAAAUCCCUCCUUACAUAGCGCAGUAUAAUAUUCACACAUGGCAUUUUUUGGCGAAAUCUAUAAAGAAACGCCAAGAGAGGGAAGGAGUAGGAGAGAAAUGGAGAAUAUUGAUUAAGAUACUAUUAUUUAGAAGUUUAUUUUAUAACAGCUGACAUAUUUCAUUGAGGUGUAUACUGUAUCGUGGAAAAUACACAAAAUUCCUGUUAGGAUGCAAAACUACAUAGUUGAGUGAUAUAAAAAUGAUUUGAAAAUGAUCGGAGGUAAUAGUUUUAAUUAAAACAAUUAUCGUAUCGAGGACGCCGUGUUAGGACAACUGACAGUUUAGGGAAAACAUGGCCAAAAGAAAUAAACAUUUAUCAUAUUACGUUUCUAAUAAAAUUUUAACAUACAUUUGUUCGGACCAAGUCACAUUUUAACUAUACAUAGUUAUUUCAUGCACUUGUUAAUAUUUUAAGAUGACGAUUUUGACGCAAUACAAACAGAGGCGUCACCUCUGAGUAAUAUUGAAAUGUUUCUUAGUGUUGACUUAGAGUUACAGAGAAGACGCUUGAAUUUAUCAGAUUAAUAUGAAGUAACAUAUGUCACUAUUGAAACUGUUGAUUGAUGAAGAGUUUAGGGUUUAUCGAAUGAGAUAACAUUAGUUGUUUAGUUAGAAAUACUUUCUCUCUUCUUCGCUAUUUUGAUAAAUAAAUUAUUAAAUUAACAUUAAUAUGUUUAUACUAUCAAGUAUAUAGAUUAAAUAUUACUAGGUCCAUCGGAAGCUUUCUGUGGUCGUUAGAAAUUUAGUUUAGGUAUUAAAAGAAUUUAAAAAAAAUUAACAACCAACAGAAGUUUGAUUAGGAAAUAUUUUAAAAUAGUGAUAAGAAAUAUAGAAAUAGCGAGAAGGCUUUAUUAAAGACUAUAUUAAAUUAUUAUAAAAUUUUAUGUAUGUACUAAAAAUAAUAUUAUAAUAUUUUUGGCAAAAAUUACAACUGAUUGCUGGUCUGUCUUAUUCAUUAUCUCUUGUGUUGUCAUAGAAAACUAUCUUAGAGUUAAGUAUAAUUGUGUAACUUAAGUUUAUAAAUAGUGAAUGCCUGGCAUUCCGUAUAAUAAAAUAAAGGAGGAAACAGUAGUGAAAUAUAUAUCUGACAAAAAUAUUAUUGCUUUAUAGAAAAAUGUAUUUCUGUGAUAGAAAAAAAGUAUAACUGAAAGAAUAAGCCAAAACAAGUUCCACUGCCUUGCACUUCCAUAAAAUAAGGGCGUUAAAAUCAGGAGACUGUGUCGACGGAGAAUAUAAGUGUGUACUUUGAUAUUAUAAGUUAUUGUAAGCGAUUUAAAUAUUAAAGUUCUAACUGUCUA
Molecule: messenger RNA, 8190 nt
Organism: Danaus plexippus (monarch butterfly)
Lineage: Eukaryota; Metazoa; Arthropoda; Insecta; Lepidoptera; Nymphalidae
Product: HEAT repeat-containing protein 5B
Exons: 39
Coding region: 210-6374 (2054 amino acids)
Biological process (GO): intracellular protein localization; retrograde transport, endosome to Golgi; endocytosis
Cellular component (GO): Golgi apparatus; membrane; endocytic vesicle
Source: RefSeq, a predicted model, not a curated record